This is a messenger RNA of Desarmillaria tabescens, 5002 nucleotides long. RefSeq lists its product as uncharacterized. Bases 1 to 4599 code for a protein of 1532 amino acids. Gene Ontology annotation, biological process: transmembrane transport; lipid transport. The transcript has 19 exons. NCBI's taxonomy places the organism in Eukaryota, Fungi, Basidiomycota, Agaricomycetes, Agaricales, Physalacriaceae. Gene Ontology annotation, molecular function: ATP hydrolysis activity; ATP binding; ABC-type transporter activity. Gene Ontology annotation, cellular component: intracellular membrane-bounded organelle; membrane. The record is from RefSeq and is a predicted model, not a curated record.
AUGAAAAGCGUUCUCUGGCGGCAGUUUACCAUUCUCUUCUGGAAGAACUGGAUCGUUUUGUUCAAGCACCCAUUCCUGAAUUUCCUUCGGUGCUUCGCCUUGCCUAUCGGAUUUGGGAUAUUUCUUGCAGUUGCGCAGUUAUUCCUAACAAAACCCAGCAACUUUGGCAUAGGAAAUCCCAUAUCCAUAUAUUCUCUGACACAGGCGCUUAAACCUGACUACGCAUUGCUAUGGGCUGAUGGCACGGACGGAACUAGUGACCCUUCGCCAGCAAGUAUCAUCGCUCGAAUCACACAGAAUUUUACGACAUCACAGUUAGCAGCCGUUCGACAGCUAGAUUCUCCGGACGACAUUCCCUCUGCAUGUCCUCAAAACUUCAAUCUAUUCUCGGAGUGUUUUGCCGCCAUCGCAUUCUAUGACAUCCCUGCUAACGGAAACGCUACGAAUCCUAUCAACUACACUAUCCGUGCCGACGCUGGGCUUGCUCAUAUAGACGUCGUCAAGCACUCGAGUGAUUUUGAGGAGCGCAUCCUUCCCUUACAGUGGGCAAUAGACCAAGCUAUCAUUGAACUCAAGACCGGUGAACGAGCUCCUACCCCCAUUCAGUGGCCUUUCACCCAGGAAACUAACGAGGAACGAGAUACACGUACUCGUCUGAGUUACAUUCGUGGGCUCCGAACGCUACUUGUAUUACUACUGUUUAUAUGUUUUGUUGGGAUAUCCUAUCAGCUGCCUGGUGCUGUUACUGCAGAGCGCGCUAAUCUUGUCACUGCGCAUAUGAAGGCUAUGGGUCUCCUAGACUUGGCCAGAAUCUUAUCUUGGCAUAUAAGCCUCUCCCUAGCGUAUCUUCCAGCAUGGGUCAUUGUAUCUUUGAUCUGGCACUACCGGAUUUUCUCAAAGACCAACGCCGGAUUGGUAGUCGUUGUUCACCUUCUCCUUGGCCUGUCAUUAGCUAGCUGGUCCUUCUUCGUUGCAGCACCAUUCGGGAAGAGUCCUCAACUAGCUGCAGUGGCAUCGACAUUUUUGGCCAUCCUCUUUGCCAUAAUAGCUCUGGUACUUAGCCACGCCGGUAAUGUGGCGGGGUUCAUCUUCACUAUACUUUUCCCACCCGGAUACUACAUUUUUGCCAUACGAGCUAUGUGUGGAUUUGAGAAUAACAUGCUCGCAACAAACGUACUGCAGGGCGACCCAGAUAAUGGUCUUCUCCUACUGCCUCUUCUUAUUGCGGCUAUCGUUAACAUAGUUUUGUGGCCUAUACUCGCUGCUCUCCUCGAAAGACGGCUAUACGAUGCUCGAAACCCUUCGAAGCCAAAAGAUGUCGAAGAAAAGCAUUCUAUUCCCGACAACGUAGCAGUCUCUAUCAAGAAUCUUGGCAAGACAUUUUCGGCAUCUCUGCUUAGGCCCAAGAAGGACAUUGUCACCGCGGUCGACGACCUGACCCUUGACAUACCAAAGCAUGGCAUUUUUGUUCUUUUGGGAUCUAACGGGGCCGGGAAAUCAACAGUGCUUUCCAUACUGGGAGGGCUUACAGGUCGUACCCGGGGUUCCAUGCUUUUUGAGGGUGCAGUUCAGCGUCCGCGGCCUGGGACAAUUGGCAUAGUUUCCCAGAAGAAUGUCCUCUUCCCAGAGCUUACGUGUUACCAAACCCUACGUGUUUGGCGGGCAGUAAAAUGGUCGGGUGACAACUCCGGUGACGAAGAUAUUGAACAGCUAUUGAAAGAUUGUGACCUGGAGCAGAAGAUCCAUGCAAAUGCGAGCACCCUGUCCGGCGGACAGAAACGAAAACUGCAACUGGCCAUUGGUCUUAUCGGAAGCUCUAAAGGUAGUCACAGUUUAUGUUUGUGUUGUACCUCCGGGGUUGAUCCUCUGUCGCGCAGAGCACUUUGGAGGACUCUGACUUCUUUUCGGCAAGAGCGGACUAUCAUAUUCACCACUCACUUUUUAGAUGAAGCGGAUCUAUUGGCGGACAACAUUGCCAUCCUCGCAGCACCAGGAAAACUGGUCGCGAAUGGUUCCCCGGUAUCUCUCAAACGCGACCUUGGCGAAGGGUAUGUCAUCCAAGUAACAUUCCGUUCGUCUCCGAAAGGAGAAGAAUCGCAAGUAUCGACCCAUUUGCUCCAUCAAAUCCGCAAUGAUGUCCCGUCCGCAUAUUUGUCCACGCCAGCCCCCAAUCAGGUAUCAUAUCACCUGAAGUCCAAACAUUCAAGCGACGUCGAAAAGGUACUCCAGAUCCUCGAAAAUGAAAAGGAUGUGUUGAACAUCGCAUCGUACGAUGUCACAGGAACCACCAUUGAAGACAUAUUCCUCGACCUUAUGGCAAAAAACGACCCUCAAGCAUUCGACGAAAAGUGUACACACCACAGCAUGCCCUCCUCUUUUUAUGUAGAGGAUCUACCUUCCUUGCAGCUUUCAAAUGGACGUCGCAUGUCUCCACUUCAACAGGCCAAGACGAUAUUUGUCAAGAGGACACUGAUCGCUCGAAGAAGCUGGCUGGUUCCGACAUUGUCUGUCCUCGUGGCUAUCGCAGCGUCAACCAUUCCCUUGGUGUUCAUCCGUGGACGGCAACCUUCAUGCGUAAAAAUGUUCUCCAAUUCGACCAGCAUCCCACUGUAUCUUCCGAUAUCUCCUAUGGCAUCUGUGAUUAGUCUCGGUGCUCAGGUUCUGAACGCACCUCCCGGUCUUAUUUCCACCCUGGGGAAUAGCACGUUUAGUCUAUCUGCGGCGGACAUUCUCGACAACAGUACGUUCGUUGACACAAUUCGCCAAAAUUAUCGUGCUUUAGCCUUGGGCGGGGUAUCUAUGAACUUGAGUACGGGAUCAUCGCUACUUGCUUGGGAAGCAACACAGCCCGGCCUCACAGGUACUGCUAUGCUUAACCUUGUGAGCAACAUCCUGUAUAACAACGCGUUGAACUCCACCGGCCAAAGCGCCAGCUUCCCGACGAUCAUACAAGCGAGCUACGAGAGUUUCCCAGCGAUCGCAGCUGGAACACUCGUUGCUCUCAAGUGGGUCGCGUUCUUCGGUGCUGCUAUGUCUGUGUAUCCAGCUUUCUACGCCUUGUAUGUAUCAAGAGAACGCCGUUCAGCUGUUCAGGCGAUGCAAUUUUCCAAUGGGCUAUCAGACCCUGUGGGUCUUUGGAUAGGCCACCUUCUUUUCGAUACCAUUUUCGCUGUCAUCUCUUCUACAAUUAUCAUUAUUAUCUUUGCAGCUGCUUCGGACCAGUUCCAUGGAUUGGGAUUAUUAUGGCUUGUCAUGGUAUUGUACGGCAUCGCAGCGACCUUGUUCGCAUACUGUGUAUCCUUGGUGGUGGCCACACCACUAGCUGCUUUUGCUGCUGUAGCCGCUUACGAAAUUAUCGUGUUUGUGCUGUAUCUGGCCGGUUAUCUACUGACCCUCACCUAUGCCAAAACGUCUGAGGCCAAUAAUAUCAUUACGAUCAUCCACUUCACCCUCUCGGUGUUGUCACCAAUCGCUAGUGUGACUCGAGCUGCGCUGGUAUCCGUCAAUCUCUUCUCGCUGCUUUGUACAGGCAGCGGGACCGUGUCUGCAUCGCAUAUGGCGACUAUCAUGCGAUAUGGAGGACCUAUCGUCUACUUGAUUGUGUAUAUCUUUGUUCUUCUCGGCAUUCUGGUAUGGGUGGAUUCCGGCUCAUCGCUACCUCGAAUCUGGUCUCGAAAAGCCUUUCAAAGAAAAACCUCGGUCCCCCUGAGCCAACAGCUAGACGUUCUCGCUGAAGCGGAUCACGCUGCAUCUUCCAGCGACCUCCUUCGCGUUCUUGGGAUUACUAAAACAUUUGGUGAUAGCAAAGUUGUAGAUGAUGUCACUUUGAGCGCCUCCCCUGAUACGGUUUUUGCGCUUCUCGGACCGAAUGGCGCUGGUAAGACAACAGCUUUCAAUGUCAUCCGAAGAGCGCGAUUUUCUCUGGGUGUUUGUCCUCAAUUUACCGCUAUAGACUCUCAGCUCACUGUCAGGGAACACCUGGAGAUAUAUGGAAGAUUGAAAGGUUUAGGAAAAGAAACAGAACUUCUUAGUAACGUGGACUCGUUGCUUAAGGCGACCGCUCUUGCCGCAUAUGCAGAUCGGCUAGCCAGUAAACUUUCAGGCGGAAACCAAAGGAAACUGUCUCUUGCAAUUGCUUUGAUUGACAUGUGGAAGACUCUUAGGAACGUCGUCGUAGGUAAAGCAGUCAUGAUCACUACGCAUUCGAUGGAAGAGGCAUCUGCUUUGGCAAAUAAGGUUGGCAUACUGGCGAAGCGCCUUCUCGCUGUCGGCACUACGGAAUCCCUAUCAGCGCGCUAUCCCACAUACGAAGUCCACUUCACCUGUCGAACGCGUGAAGAGAUUACCAAAGCUCAAAUUCUAAUGGCGCAUAUACCCGGGACACGUAUGGCCGAUGAUGUCGCCACCCGAUUCGAGGUUCCUAUAAGUGAUGGCUUCUCACUUGCCCAGCUAUUCCAAGUCUUAUCCAGACACGGAGACUUCUCCGAAUAUACGGUGGAGAGGGCAACUCUGGAGAGCGUUUUUCUAAAAGUUAUUCGAGAGAAUAACGUGUCGGAGGAGGAUCAUGUUCGACAGCGUAGACGAUGGUGGUUCCCAUGAUCGUUUUACAAUAGCAAGCAAUAAUAUUAACAAAUCCUGGCGUAUAUCUAGUGAUGGUAUGUGCAUGCCCUAUAGAUGUUCCGAAUACUUACAUGUGGUACGUCCCAACAACAUACAUAAAUUACCAUCUCUACCACUGAAGCCACUCUCCAUACAUGUUCGGCCGCUCGCCUCGAAUGUACGACUCGAAAGUUCUUUUAAUGACUGUCGCCCAGUCCAAAUCCCGUUUAUCCUCCGCCACCUUGUCCUGCCACGGUUCCUCAUUUGUAUCCGUCGUUGAUGUUGGCAUCGCCGAUUCACUAUUUAGAGCUCGUCGGGCCUGCUCUUCGACCGCCUUGAACCGUGGUCCGAGAUCAGGCCAGUUUCGUGAGGGAUCAAAGGGUCGCCACCUUUUCAACGAAAU